This is a messenger RNA of Labeo rohita (rohu), 3374 nucleotides long. Its product is annotated as proline-rich protein 36. The transcript is spliced from 2 exons. The coding region runs from base 420 to 3275 and encodes 951 amino acids. The record is from RefSeq and is a predicted model, not a curated record. Lineage: Eukaryota; Metazoa; Chordata; Actinopteri; Cypriniformes; Cyprinidae.
UGUCUUGUUCUGAUUGGUUCCCCUGUUCCAUGUGUCCCCUUCCUAUUGGUUUGUUUUGUCAUGUGCUCCCUCAUGUUUGGUAUUUAAGUCUCUCACUCACUCUUCUGUUUGCUGAUCGUUGUAUAGCCUAGUUCCUAGUACCUGUGUUUUUCCUUCCUGUGUUUUUCCUAGUCUUGCCCUUGUGUUUUUUGAUCCCGGACCGUUUCCUGUUGUUUUGUUUGCCUGCCGCCUGCCCUGACCUCUUGCUUGAACUCUAACGUUGAUUCUGGAUUGUCUCUAUUGCCCUGUAUGCUGGUUAUCGACUUGGAUUGUACGACUACGAUUAUUGGAUUAAUAAAGCUUGCAUUUGGAUCCACGUCCUACGGUCCCUUUGUUACAGAACGAUCAGCCACACAGAUCCAGCAGCUUAAUCCCCAGCCAUGGACCCAGUUGACCAGCUUCUGCAUCUGCGACAGAGAGACUCAUCUAUUGAGGAUUACGUCUACCAGUUCUGCAAACUAUGCCACCAGGUACCGUUUUUUGAUGAGGUUAUGUUUAAGGACUUAUUCCGUUUUGGACUUAAUGAGCCCAUUAAAUCAUGGUUCCCUGAAGGAAAAUUCAAUUGUAGUUUAAAGGAUUUUAUGGACUAUGCACUAAUUGUGAGCGGUUCUGCAUUCACUGUGGAUAUCGCUGAGGAACAUAGCACUACACUGGAGCCUUGUCACAAAAUGGCUGCCAACACAGAAGUGGUUUGCAAAAUGGCCGCCAGCUCAGAAACUUUCCACAGAAUAGCCACCAUUCCUGAGCCUGCUCACAUCAGGUCAGCGGCACUUCCUGAGUCAAGUCAAGCAGCACUUCCUGAGCCAUUGCACAAGAUGUCCACCAGCCCAAAGCCUGUUCACAAAAUGGCCGCCCUUCCAGAGUCUGCUCACAAGAUGGUUGCCCUUCCAGAGUCUGCUCACAAGAUGGCCGCCCUUCCAGGGUCUGCUCACAAGAUGGCCGCCCUUCCAGGGUCUGCUCACAAGAUGGCCGCCCUUCCUGGGUCUGCUCACAACAUGGCCGCCCUUUCAGGGUCUGCUCACAAGAUGGCCGUCACGCCAGAGCCACUGCACAAGAUGGCCGUCACACCAGAGCCACUGCACAAGAUGGCCGUCACGCCAGAGCCUGUCCACAAGAUGGCCGCUGUCUCCCAGCCGUACCACAAGAGGGCCGCCAUCAUAGAACCCUCGGCCAGCACUUGGACGCCGCCUGUGGUCAUGAUGGCCCACGUGCUGGAUCCACCCUUAAUGACGGUAUGGGCAGCUAAAGUGGCACUCCUUCACACCGUGGCGGCUACCCCGGGGUCAAGUCAGGCUUUCAAGUCAAGUCAAGACACAGUUGUCGUUCUCCACGAGUCAGGUCACGUUACGGCUGUUGUUCAGGAGUCACGUCCCGUUACAGCGGAUUUCCAUAAGCCAAGCCAGGCUACAGCAGAUCCUCAUGAGCCAAGUCAAGUUGCUGCUGUUAUUCUAGAGCCAAGUCAAGCUUCAGCCGCUGGUCCAGAGUCCAGUCAAGCUUCCAAGUCCAGUCAAGCUUCCAAGUCCAGUCAAGCUUCCAAGUCCAGUCAAGCUAAGGUAACAGCCAUAGUUCCUGAGUCAAGUAAAGUCAAUGAUCUUCACAAGUCAGUUCAAGUCACCGCUGGUCUUCACGUGUCAGAUCAAGUCACCACUGAUCUCCAUGAGUCAAAGCAGUUCACUACUGAUCUUCACGAAUCAAGUCAAGUCACAGCCAAUCCCCACAAGCCAAGUCAAACCACAGCUGUUCCAUCGAAGCCAAGUCAAGUCACCGCUGUUCCCUCAAGGUCAAGUCAAGUCACAGCUGCUCCCUCAAAGCCAAGUCAAGUCACAGUUGUUCCAGCCAAGCCAAGUCAGGCUACCACUGUUCCACUAAGGCCAAGUCAAGUCACAGCUGUUCCACUAAAGCCAGGUCACGUCUCGCCCGAGCGUCCAGAGCCAGGUCACGUCUCGUCCGAGCGCCCAGAGCCAAGUCACGUCUCGCCCGAGCGUCCAGAGCCAGGUCACGUCUCGCCCGAGCAUCCAGAGCCAAGUCAUGUCUCGUCUGAUCUACCAGAGCCACACCAUGCCUCGUCUGAUCUACCAGAGCCACACCAUGCCUCGUCUGAUCUACCAGAGCCACACCAUGCCUCGUCUGACCUGCCAGAGCCACGGCAUGUCUUGAUCGCCAGUGUGAUGGACACUCCUCUGAUGUCAGUACAGGACGCAGAACCUUCGCUCCCAAACCACGCAGAGCCGACACUCCCAAGCCACGCAGAGCUGACGCUCCCAAGCUUCACACCUUCCAGCCCGGUGGGCAUCCCAUUGCCUACUGCGCUACCUGUGAUUGCAAUCGCCAUUUUGAGUGUGUGGGCUGCACACUGCAUCCCAGAGGCCUCCCCUGUUCACGAGUCUGCUCCAGAGGCCUUGUCUGUCCACGAGUCUGCUCCAGAGGCCUCGUCAGUCCAUGAAUCUGUUCACAAGUCCGCCCCUGAGACCACGUCUGGUCUCAAGCCUGCUCCAGAGCUCCCGUCUGAUCUCAGGCCUGCUCCAGAGCUCCCGUCUGGUCUCAAGUCUGCCCCAGAGGACCCGUCUGGUCUCAGGUCUGCCCCAGAGGACCCGUCUGGUCUCAGGUCUGCCCCAGAGGACCCGUCUGGUCUCAAGUCUGCCCCAGAGGUCCCGUCUGGUCCCAAAUCUGCUCCAGAGGCCUUCCCUGUCGGAGAAGAAGCGCCAAUGCCUCCAGAGGUGUCAGCGCCAGCUGUGGAACCUCUUAUGGAGGGGGCGUUACCCUUUAAACUCUCUGCUUCUCCCUUUAUUCUGUCUGCCUCCUCUGUCCCUGUUCUCCCUAGGUCCCAAUUCAUGAUGCGGGUUCCUGCUCAGCCCUGGAGGGCCCCGGCGCCCCCUGCUCUGCCUCCUGUUCUGCCCUGGAGGGCCCCGGCACCUCCUGUUCUACCCUGGAGGGCCCCGGCGCCUCCCGCUCUGCCUCAGCCUCCACCCUGGAGGGCUUCUGCGCCUCCUGCUCUGCCUCCGGCUCCGCCCUGGAGGGCUCCUGCGCCACCUCCGGCUCCGCCCUGGAGGGCUCCUGCAUCUCCUGCUCUGCCGCCGGCUCCGCCCUGGAAGGCCCCUGCGCCUCCUGCUCCACCUCCGGCUCCGCCCUGGAGGGCUCCUGCGCCUCCUGUCUUGCCCUUGUGUUUUUUGAUCCCGGACCGUUUCCUGUUGUUUUGUUUGCCUGCCGCCUGCCCUGACCUCUUGCUUGAACUCUAACGUUGAUUCUGGAUUGUCUCUAUUGCCCUGUAUGCUGGUUAUCGACUUGGAUUGUACGACUACGAUUAUUGGAUUAAUAAAGCUUGCAUUUGGAUCCAC